CCACCCUUCACGGUAAUCAACCCCACUAAGGAUGUCUCCCAGCACCAGCCAGAGGGAUGCCAGUCCACCCCCCGCGCGACCCUCGAUGAUCGCCAAUGGACAGGCGUGUGCUGCGCUUCCACGUGAGACGAUCCCGGCCGAUGGCUGCAUCACAUGGAGGGCCGCGCCCGUGACCGGACCGAGAGGCGAACAAGCAGAGGCAGGUAGCUUGCGCUCAGUUCCUCCCCCGCAAAGCUAAUCCAGCCUGAGAUUCUGGGCCACUGCUGUAAUCAGACGUCUAUCACUUCACCACCUCCACUGAUAACUCGUAGCUUCUCCCUGCGUGGCUUGCCGCAUCCGUGCCUGGUAGGAAUGAAGCGAGCUGUGGCGGUAAAGGCCAAGACUUUCUUUCGGAUUCAGUGGUUCUCACCCAAAGAUAUGGAGCCCAUGGAAAUACUCCGUUGGGCAAUGUUUGAGGAUUCAAUCGGUGGAUCUUUGCUGGGUGUGCAGGAACUAAGGUAUCCAUUAAUGCGUCCAAGGGGAAAUCCUCCGAACAGACGGUCCUUUGGAUGGUCCUUUGAACUUAAGGAGUGAGGUAAGAAGUAGUCAACUCACUCGAGUAGCAGCGAGUAGUUCCUGGGUUGGAGUGCGUGAAGAACAGCAAACCCAGAGCAGUCAGUGUACGAAGUAGGUACUAAGUUCCAUGGAUCUUCUAGGACGGGAUGAAGAGAG
Molecule: messenger RNA, 711 nt
Organism: Aspergillus fijiensis CBS 313.89
Lineage: Eukaryota; Fungi; Ascomycota; Eurotiomycetes; Eurotiales; Aspergillaceae
Exons: 1
Coding region: 32-238 (68 amino acids)
Source: RefSeq, a predicted model, not a curated record